AUAAUAAUUAUACAUAAAAUUACUAUAUAUAAAUUACUAUUAUUAUUACAGCUAUGAUAAGUGCUUUCUGUACAUUACCUCAGGUACCUUGAGAGGUAAUUAUUUUUUAUCCCCUUUGUGAAAUAUAGUUCAGAGAAAUUAAAAACCUUGGCCAAGGGCAUAUAACUAAUUAGUUGCAGAGAGGCUAGAAUCCAACCUCACUAGUUAUUUGCUCUCAUAUCAAGAACAAGCUCAUUAAAUAUCUCUGAAUUUCUAGUACAGUGGCUGAUCCAUAGUAAGUGUUCAGUACUAUUAGUUGACUCCGAAAGCAUCCAAUAGAUACUGUUUGUUUAUAACGUUUGUGCAAACGUAAUCAUAUGCUGUAAAAGCAGUUUGCUAAUAAAAGAAUCCUUUUCUGGACACUUUUGUAAAGCUAGAGAGAAUGCUCAACCAUUGAUUUACAUCCUCUAUGAGGAGAUAAUGAAUUGUUUUUUUUCAAAGCAGUACAUCUGCUUAUACUGCCUUGCCACCCCCUUCUAUUCUGCCUGAAUUUUUUUUUUUUUUUUUUUUUGGAACAGAAGCUCACUCUGUCACCCAGGUGGAGUGCAGUGGCAUGAUCUCGGCUCACUGCAACCUCUGCCUCCCAGGUUCAAGAGAUUCUCCUGCCUCAGCCUCCUGAGUAGCUGGGAUUACAGGUGCCUGACACUGCUCCUAGCUAAUUUUUUUAUUUUAGUAGAGACGGGGUUUCACUAUGUUGGCCAGGCUGGUUUCAAACUCCUGACCUCAGGUGAUCCGCCUGCCUCGGCUGGCCUCCCAAGGUGCUGGGAUUACAGGCGUGAGCCACCAUGCCCAGCUAUUCAGUCUCAUGCUUUUUCUGAGGACAUUUUCCUGGGCUGAUUUUGUGAGAUAUAGUAGGUUGGUGCAAAAGUGAUUGUGGUUUUUCCCAUUACUUUUAAUAGCAAAAACAGCAAUUACUUUUGCACCAACCGAAUGUGGCAGGAUGGUGAAAGGAAAGAGUACUGGCUUAGAAGUGGGAAGAUUCUAUCUACUCAUUUAACCACAAGGAGCCUUUGUUUCCUAAUAUUUAAAAUGAUGAAAUUUUAAAAAAUAGGAAGGACUUCUGGUUUCAGCUCCAACAUAUAAAAAGCUUGGAAGUCAGCACUUUUAUCUUACAACAAGAAAAAAACGGACCAAACUGAUUAUCAAUGGCUUUUCUUGGACCUGUCAGAGAAUUGAGGUCACAGGGAAAACCACCACCUCAAAAUCUAGAGAGACAGAUGAAUGCAGGAAAUCACAGCUGAGAUCUCCUUCCUGAAAGCAGAAGCGACAAUGCCAUAUCAAAUGUAGUAACUCUGAAGGAUUGCUGGAAGCAGUGCAUAGAGUAGUGUGAGAGUGAGAAACUCCUGGGAGCCACAGUCAGGGACCCCACAUUUUGUUUAGGUUUUACCUCCAGCUACCCCACCGGGGUCUGACAAUGAAAACCCAAGAAGUGCUCUCAUGCUUCCAGCAGGGGAGGGGAAAAGUGACCACUCUGAAGCAGAUCCAGAAUGUUCUCCAUAAUAAGACCUACCACAGCAAGGGAAAAGAUUGAUCAGAGCCUCAUCCAAUAUGAGGGGAGAGAAAUAACCCAACUCCAGCUCCCUCUAGCCUUCCUGUGUCACCUAAGGGGAAACAAAAUAGUUGAGAAACACUUGUAAAGGCCACCCCAGGUACACAGGCCUAAAAGAGACUUAACCAUAUGAUAACAGAAUGCUCCCACUAUCCUUACGCCCUGCCACCACAUCAACAGGUGUCCAGCGUAAUAGCCAAAAGUUAGAGCUGAAAGAGCUGCAAGGCUUAGACUCUAUAUAAGAAGGAAUGUUUAGGGAAACCCAAAGACAACAGCAGAGACAGAAACAAGGACACUAGUGGAAAUUGAAGGCUUUGACACCUACAACUACAGCAAACAUUAAACACAGCCCAACUCCUAGCCAAAUUAAUACAAAACCUCACACUAAAGGCCUGUUUAUCUCAGCUUCUAUUACUCAAUACAUCAUGUCUGCUUUUCAACCAAAUAUUACAAGUCAUGCUAGAAGGAGGAAAAAAACACAGUCUGAAGAGACAAAGAACCAGACUCAGAUAUGGGAGAGAUUUUGGAAUUAUCAGACCAGGAAUUUAAAAUAAUUAUGAUUAAAAAGUCAAACUCACAGAAGUAGAGUAGAAUGGUGGCUACCAGAGGCCAUAGAGGGGUGGGUAGAUGGGGAAAGAGGAGAUAUUGGUAAACAAGUACAAAGUUUCAGUUAGAUAUGAGGAAUAAAUUCUGGUAUUCUAUUGCACAGCAUGGUGACUGUAGUUAACAUAAACGUAUUGAAUGUCCCAAAAUAGCUAAGAGAGGAUUUUUAAAUGUUCUCACUGCAAAAAAAUGAUAAAUAUUUGAGGUGAUAGAUAUGCUAAUUAGCCUGAUUUGAUCAUUUCACAAUGUAUACAUGUACAGAAACAUCACAUUGUACUUCAUAAAUAUAUACAAUUAUUAUUUUUCAAUUAAAAAUAAAAUAAAACUUAAAAUAAUUAUGGCUAAUAUGCUUAGAUCUCUAAUGGAAAAAGUAGACAACAUCCAAGUAUAGAUGGGUAAUGUAAUCAGAGAAGUGGAAACUUACAAAGAACCUUUUAAAAUGCUAAAAAUAAAACAAAAAAAAAAUGGUACCAGAAAGGAAGAAUGUCUUGAAUGGCCUCAUCAAUAGAUUGGACAAAGCUGAGGAAGGAAUUAGUGAGCUUGAAGAUAAUGUCAGUAGAAACUUCCCAAAAUGAGAUGCAAAGAGAAAAAAAGAGUGAAAAGAAAAUAGAACAGGAUAUCUAAACUAUGGAACAUUUUCAAAAAAUAUAACAUACACAUACUGGAAUACCAAAAGGAGAAGAAAGAGAUAAUGGAACUGAAAAAAUAUUUGAAAUAAUAAUGACCAAUAAUUUUUCAAGAUUAAGGAGACACCAAACCACAAAUCCAAGAAACUCAGAGAACACCAAGUAGGGUAAAUACCAAGAAAUCUAUACCUGGGUAUGUCAAAUUCACACUACGGAAAGCCAAAGAUGAAGGAAAACCUUAAAAGCAGCCAGAGAGGGGAAAAACAAACUAUGCAAACAAGAAGAAAGUGAAGUAAAAUAUUUAAAGUAUUGAAAGAAAAAAUCCCAGCAGUCUAGGAUUCUAUAUCCAGAGAAAUUCACUUCAAAGUGAAAGAGAAAUAAAGACUUUAUCAGGCAAACAAAAAAUGAGGAAUUCAUUACCAGUAGUUCUGACCUGUAAGAAGUGUUUUUUAAAAGUUCUUCAGAAAGAAGUAAAGUGAUUUAGGCCAGAAACUCAGAUAAUCUACAUAAAGAAAGAAAGAAUGUCAGAGAAAGAAUAAAUAGAGAUAAAAUAAAACUUUUUCUUUCUUUCUUUCUUUUAUUUUUUAUUUUGAGACAGAGUCUCGCUCUGUCGCUGGAGUACAAUGGUGUGAUCUCGGCUCACUGUACCCGUCGCCUCCUGGGUUCAAGCAAUUCUCCUGCCUCAGCCUCCCGAGUAGCUGGGAUUACAGGUGCCUGCCCCAACACCCAGCUAAUUUUUGUAUUUUUAGUAGAGACGAGGUUUCACCAUGUUGGUCAGGCUGGUCUCAAACUCCUGACCUCAUGAUCCGCCCACCUCAGUCUCCCAAAGUGCUGGGAUUACUGGCAUGAGCCACCUCACCCGGCCCUAUUUCUUUUUCUUAAUUCCUCUAAUAGAUUAAUUGUUCAAAGUAAACAUAGGAACAGUGUAUUGGGUGAUUAUGUUAUAUGGAUAACUGAAAUGAAUGAUAGCAGUAUUAUAAGAAAUGGGAGGGAGGAAUUGGGAUUUCUGUUAUAAGGUACCUAUAAUACCAACAAAGCUGUAAGUGUUAUUUGAGAACGGACUUGGAUUAGUUAUGGAUGUAUUUUGCAACUCUGGAGAAACCACUAGAAAUAAUUGUAAAGGAGUAUAAUUGAUAUACUAAUAGAGGAGAGAAAAUGGAAUCUCAUAAAAUACCCAGUUAAAACCAGAGAAGGCAGAGAGAGAGGGAGAAAGAUGCAAGGAACAAGUGCAACAAAUAGAAAAUAGUUACAUACAUGGUAGAUAUUAAUCCAACUAUAUCAAUAAUCACUUCAAAUGUGAAUGGUCUAAAUAUAAAAAUUAAAAUACAAAGAUUUUCAGAGUGGAUUAAUUUACAAAAACAAGAUGCAAUUAUAUGUUGUUACAGAUAUAUCAACAGUAAAGAUUUGGAAAAAGAUAUUCCAUACUAACACUAAUCAAAAGAAAGCUGGACCAGCUAUAUUAAUUUCAGACAAAGUGGACUUCAGAACAAGGAAAAUUAUCAGGGAUAAGAAAGGGCAUUUGGCUUGGCACAGUGGCUCAUGCCUGUAAUUCCAGCACUUUGAGAGCCCAAGGUAGGAGGACUGCUUGAGCCAAGAGCUCGAGACCAGCUUGGGCAACAAAGUGACACCUUAUCUCUACCAAAAAAAAAAAAAAAUUAGCCAGAUGUAGCGGCAGGCACCUGUAGUUCCAGCUACUUGGAGGCUGAGGAGGGAGGAUCGCUUGAGCCUAGGAGUUCAAAACCAGCUUGGGUAACAUGAUGAAACCCCAUCUCUAUAAAUAAUUUAAAAAUUAGCCAGGCAUAGUGGCAUGCUCCUGUAGUCCCAGCUACUCCAGAGGCUGAGAUGGGAAAAUGGCUUGAGCCCAGGAGGUCAAUGCUGCAAUGAGCCAUGAUCUCUCCACUGCACUCCAGCCUGGGCAGCGGAGUGAGACUCUGCCUCAAAAAAAGAAAGAAAGAAAGGGCAUUACAUAAUGAUAAAGGGGUCAGUUAUUCAAGAAGAAAUUCUUAAUAUGUAUGCAUCUAACAAAAGAGCAUCAAAAUAUGUGAGACAAAAACUGAUAGAACUGCAAAGAGAAAUCAACAAAUUGACCAUUAUAGUUAAAGAUUUUAAUACAUCUUUUAGUAGUUGAUGGAUCAAGCAGGCAUAAAAUUAGUAAGGACAUAAUUGACUGAACAGUUCCAUUCAUCAGCUUGCUCUAAAUGAUAUUUAUAGAAUACUUCAUCCAACAACAACAGAGUAUAUAUUCUUCUUGACAUCACAUGGAACAUUCACCAAAAUACACCACAUUCUGAGCCAUAAAACACUCCAAAAUAAAUUUAAAAGAAUAGAAAUUAUACAAUCUAUGCUCUCAAACCACAAUGAAUUAAACUAGAAAUUAAUAACAGAAAGCAUGGAAAAUUCCAAAAUAUUUUCAGAUUAAAUAACAUAAUACUAAAUAACACAUGGGUCAAAGAAGAAACUCCAGAGAAAUUUUAAAAUAAUUUAAAUGAAAAUGAAAAUGCAACUUAUCAAAAUUUCUGGGAUGCAGCAAAAGCAGUGCUUAGAGGAAAAUUUAUACCAUUGAAUGCAUAUAUUAGAAAAGAAGAAAAGUCUAAAAUCAAUAAUCUAAAAAUCCACCUGAGGAAACUAGAAAAGGAAGAGUAAUUUAUGCCUACAACAAACAGAAAAUAAAUAAUAUAAAUUUUGGCAAAAAUUGAUGAAAUUAAAAAUAGGAAAUCAGUAGAGGAAACACAAUGAAACCAAAAGCUGGUUCUUUGAAAAGAUCAAUAAAUCUGAUAAACCUCUAGCCAGACUAACCAAGAAAAAAAAAAGAGAAAACACAAAUUACUAAUAUUAUAAAAGAAAAUUGGGCUAGGCUUAGUGACUCACACCUGUCAUCCCAGCACUUGGGAGGCUGAGGUGGGAGGAUCACUUGAGGCCAAGUGUUCAAGACCAGCCUGGGCAACAUAAUGAGACCCCAUCUCUACAAAAAAUUUGAAAAUUAGCCAGGCAUCAUGGCACGUGCCUGUAGUCCUAGCUACUCAGGAGGCUGAGGCAGGAGGAUUGCUUAAGCCCAGGAGUUGGAGGUACAGUGAGCUAUGGUUGUGCCACUGCAUUCCAGCCUGGGUCACAGAGAGAGGCCCUGUCUCCCUGAAAAAAGAGAAAAGAAAAUGAGAUCAUCAUUACUAAUCCCAUGGACAUAAAAAGAAAAGGCUACAAACAAUUCUGUGCACACAAAUUUGGAUAAAUUAGAUGAGGUGGGCUAAUUCUUUGAAAGACACAAACUAUACCAAAACUCGCACAAGGAGAAAUAGAUGAACUGAAUAGGCCUAUAUCAAUUUAAAAUUUCAAUCAAUAAUUAAUAACCUUCCAAAAAAGAAAGCACCAAGCCCAGGUUGUUUCACUGGUAAAUUCUACCAAACAUUUAAAGAAGAAAUGAUACCAGUUCUCUACAAUCUCUCCCAGAAAAUAGAAACAGAGGGAGUACUUGCAAAUUCAUUCAUUGAGGCCAGCAUUACCCUCAUAAAAAAACCAGAAAGACAAAGUUGGAGGACUGACACUGCCCAAUUUCAAGACUUACCAUAUGAAGACAUUACAAGGAAAGGAAACUGUAGACCAAAAUCUCUCAAAAACAUAAAUCCAAAAAUCUUCAUCAAAAUAUUAGCAGAGCAAAUCCAACAAUGUAUAAAAUGAAUUAUACACCACAAUCAAGUGAGAUUUAUUCCAGAUAUGAAAGGCUGACUCAACAAUUAAAAAUCAAUUUAUGUAAAUAAUCACAUCAAGAGGCUAAAGAAGAAAGUCCUGUGAUCAUAUCAAUAGAUGUAGCAGAAGCAUUUGGCAAGGUCUAGCAUGCAUUCAUGUAAAACUCUCAGCAAACUAGGAAUAAAAGGGAAUUUCCCAACUUGAUAAAGAGUGCCUACAGAAAGCCUACAACUGACAUACUUAAUGGUGAGAAACUGGAUGAUUUCCCUCUAAGAUAAGGAAGAAGGAAAGAAUGUCCUGUCUCACCACUCCUAUUCAACAUUGUGCAGGAAGUCCUUGCUAGUGCAGCAAGAUAGGAAAUAAAAGGUAUGCAGAUUAGAAAGAAAAAUUAAAACCAUCUUACAUGAUUGUCUAUAUGGAAAAUCUCAAAGAAUCAACAUAAACUCAUGGAAAUAAUAAGUGAUUAUAGCAAGGUUGGAAGAUACAAAGUAAAUAUACAAAAGUCAAUUGUUACCAGUAAUGAACCAUUAGAAUUUGAAAUUAAAACACAAUACCAUUUACAGUUGCACCAAAAAAAAUAAAUACUUAGUCAUAAAUCUAUCAAAAUAUGUACAGGAUCUAUACAGAGAAAGGAGAUAUAAAUUAAUGGAAAGAUUAUUCCAUAUUCAUAGAUUGGAAGAUUCAGUAUCAAUAUGUCCAGUCUUCCUGACUUGAUCUAUAGAUCUAUAGAUUAAACACAAUCUCAACUAAAAUCUCAGCAAGGUACUUUGUGUAUGUCAACAAACUGAUUCUACAGUUCAUGUGGAAAAGCAAAGGACCCACAAUAGACAACACAACACUGAAAGACAAAGUUGGAGGACUGACACUGCCCAAUUUCAAGACUUACUGUAAAGCUACAGUAAUAAAUAUAGCAUGGUACUGGUGAAAGAAUAGACACAUAAGUCAAUGGAACAGAAUAGAGAGCCCACAAAUAGACCCCCAAACAAAUACAGUCACUGAUCCAUGACAAAGGACAAAGGCAAUUCAAUAGAGAAAGAUAGUCUUUCCAACAAAUGGUUGUGGAACAACUGGAUUUUCACAUGCCAAAAAAAAAAAAAUAGACACAGACACAGAACAUACAAUACACCUUUUAGAAAAAUUAAUUCGAAAUGAAUCUUGGGCCUAAAUGAAAAAUGCAAAACUGUAAGACUUUGAGAAGAUAACAUAGGAAAAAAAUAUAGGUUUACUUGUAUUUGAUGAUGGGUUUUUAGAUAUGGUACCAAAAGCAUGAUCCAUGAGAGAAAAUAUAAAUAAGAUAGAUUUUAUUGAAAUUAAAAACUGCUAUGGAAAAGAUACUGUUAAGAGAAUGAGGCCAGGCAUGGUGGCUCAAGCCUGUAAUCCCUGCACUUUGGGAGGCCGAGGUGGGCAGAUCACUAGGUCAGGAGAUCGAGACCAUCCUGGCUAACACGAUGAAACCCCGUCUCUACUAAAAAAUACAAAAAAUUAGCUGGGUGUGGUGGCGGGUGCCUGUAGUCCCAGGUACUCGGGAGGCUGAGGCAGGAGAAUGGCGUGAACCCAGGAGGAGGAGCUUGCAGUGAGCCGAGAUCACGCCACUGCGCUCCAGCCUGGGCGACAGAGCGGGACAACAUCUCAAAAAAAAAAAAAAAAAAAAAAAAAAAAGAAUAAAAAAACAAGCCAGACUUGGAGAAAAUAUUUGCAAACACAUAUAUCUGAUAAAGGACUUGUAUCCAAAAUAUACUUAAAACUCAACCACGAGAAAACAACUCAUUAAAAAUGGCAAAAGAUCUGGAUUAACUUAUGUAAUUAAUUACACAUGUAAUUAAUUAAUUCCUACUAAGGAAAACUUACAGAUGGCAAAUAUGCAUAUGAAAAGGAGCUCAUCAUCUCAUCGUGUCAUUAGAGAAUUAAGGCAAUAAUAAGAUAACACUACACACCUAUUAGAAUAGCUAAAAUUCAAAAAACUGACAAUACCAAAUACUGAUGACAAUGUGGAGUAGCAGGAACUCUCGUUGUUGGGAAUGCAAAUAAUGGUAAAGCUAUUUUUGAAGGCUGUUUGGCAGUCUCCCACAAAGCUAAACAUAGGCUUACUAUAUAAUCACUCUACCGGGUAUUUACCCAGUUAAAUUGAAAACCUACAUUCACACAAAAACCUGCAUGCAAAUAUUUACAGCACCUUUAUUCAUAAUUGCCCAAAACUGGUAGCAACCAAGAUAUCCUUUAAAAGCUGGAUAAAUAAACUGUGGUACAUUCAUGCAAUGGAAUACUAUUCAAUAAUAAAAAGAAAUAAGCUAUUGUGUCAUGAAAAAACAUGGAUGAACUUUGGUGAAACAAGUCAUAGUGAAACAAACCAAUGUGAAAAAGCUACAUACUGUAUGGUUUCAAUUAUAUGACAUUCUGAAAACCACAAAACUAUAGAGACAGCAAAACAAUCAGUGGUUUGAGGGGAAGAGAGGAAAAUAAAUAGGUCAGGAAUUCUGGAGUAGUAAAAUUAAUUUGUGUAAUAUUGUAUUUGUGGGUACAAUAUAUUAUGCAUUUGUCAAAUGUCAUAGAGCUGUACAGCACAAAAACCGGACUUCAAAAUAGGAACAUUUUUAAGAAUCAUUUAGGAGGUUGGGGGAUUCCAGGGAGAAAUGCAGACUGUGCAAGGGGAUCUAACUGCAUUAAAAAUAUGGAAAACAACCUCACUGAAGGGUAGAGAGGGGAAAAGUAUCGCCCCCUCUUUAAGUAACUUUGGAAAUGAGCAGAGUCUGUAAGAUGAAGGCAAUAGGAACUGCAAAAAAGUACUGUAUUCCACUUGAUAAAAUUGUUCCCCGUGGGGAUACAAAUUAACAAUUAUCAUACUGCUGUGUAUGUACACAGGAAUUGAACAAUUAAGUAAAUAGCAGCUAGUGGGAGCCAGGUUACUUACUGUUGGAAUGCGAGUUUACAGAAAAGCAAGGGAUGGAAGUUAGAAAAAAAGUAGGAAGUGCACUUAUAGUAAUAUGUGUAAAAGCUUUGUAUACUGCAUGUAUUAUUAUUUAUGCAUAUUAUUUUUACCCUGAAGGUAUUAUUCAUUAUAAAGGAUUAUUAUUUUCACAUUCUUUUAUGCAUAAUUCAGAUCAUGUACUUAAAGAGGACACAGACUAAUUCAAAAAGCUCAGAAUAUUUUCAGAUACAACUUUUUAACAAGUAUGCCCGUCUUCUGAGGUGGUCUUUUAAAUUUGUCUAGAUAGAUUAUGUUCUGCGGUCUGUAGGAGCUGUGUACAUCAGAGCAGCUUAUUAUAAAUACCUAAAGCAAAAGAAAUGGUUUAUUUAGAAAAUAAAGUAUAGAAAUAUAAUGUUAACUGCUCCUGUGUGAUGUCAAAAGUGGAAAGAAGGUGGGAAAUUCUUAUUUCAUGUGGGAUACUACUAAAUACCUGGAUGUUUUCAAGUAGUCGCAUUUUUAGCACAGCAUAGUCCAAGCAUCCGGGUAUUUGAAUUUUUCCCUUUCCAGCUGGUAAUCUUGAUAUGUUAUAGAUGUAGGCAAAGCCUCAAAGUUAAAUCAUUUCCAAAUGCUUUGAACAGCAUUUAACUAGAAAUAAAAUUUCAUUCAACAUCACCCUCUCCACCUUCUUUUAUGUGCAGUUACUUUCCGUAUCUGCAGCAAGUAGACAGAAGAGUGCCAAAAAAGAAUCCUUCUCUGACUUCACAAAUCAGUAGAAGGCCUGAUGACUACAUGCCCAGAACUUGGGUUUCAGACACACUAUUAACUUGCCUCAAUACAGUGCAAAUAAUUUUCCAGAUUGAAGCAUUGCUCUAUUUAAAUCAACCUUCCUGCCUAUUAAUAGCUGUGAAAUACUAGAAAAUAUUACUGGGCCAAUAAAGCAUUGUGUCUGCUCAAAUCUUUUUAAAAUGAGGCAAGACACAAAUACAUACAUACUUAAAUACAUAUGUAUAUAACAUUGCAGAACCUCCUUUAAAAGUUUAAAUAACAAAAUCAGCCAUCUAGAUUGAUGUGGAGAUUAAAAAAAGUGAACCAACUGAAUUUCUAAGGAACCUUUGUAUGCCAAUAUUCCAUUUCCAUAUUUUCUUCUUCUUCUUUGUUUUUUGUUUUUUGUUUUUGUUUUUUUUUUUUGAGACAGAGUCUUGCUCUGUUACCCAGGCUGUAGUACAGUGGCAGGAUGUCGGCUCACUGCAACCUCCGCUUCCCAGGUUCAAACAACUCUCACGCUUCAGCCACCCAAGUAGCUGGGAUUCCAGGCGUGUGCCACCUCGCCCAGCUAAUUUUUGUAUUUUUAGUAGAGAUGGGGUUUCACCAUGUUGCCCAGGCUGGUCUCAAACUUCUGGCCUCAAGGGAUCCACCCAUCUCGGCCUCCCAAAGUCCUCAGAUUACAGGCAUGAGUCACCACGUGCCAACCCAUACUUUCUUCCUACUUGCUUUAUAUUCACACUCUCCUUCAUUGUCUUUUACUAAUAGCAGCAUUGUUUCCUGGGUAUUUUUUUAUGAUAAUUUUCUGCUUACCUCUGAGCACACCACUGCCCUCCCUCCACCAUCCCACCACCCUCCACACACAAAUGAUUGCAGAUAGUUUGGGAUUUGCAGUGCAGAGGAAAUGAACACACAUAAUUUAUUUAUUUUUUUCUUUUUUUCCUUGUUUCCUUCCUUCCUUCCUUCCUUCCUCCCUCCCUCCCUCUCUCUCUUUCUUUCUCUUUCCUUCUUUCUUUUAAUAUUGCAUGGCCCAUUCAUCAUUCUGUACAAUUAGCCAAAUGAAAGGUAUCUUUGUUUUAGCUUGAUCUGUAAUUCUUUUCAGAUUCAUUAUGUGCAUGGCAACACAAAGAAACCAUGGUACUUUUGGGCAGCAUCUGAUUCAUCAGGAAAUUCCUCCUGCUAUGAUAUGUGGUUGGGGAGAACGUGAGUGAUGUGAUCCAGAUGCAUGAGCCACCCGUUGCCAGUAGUGCAGAUGUGUUUUAUACACACAUGCCCAGAUGGUGACCCCUGUGGCAUUAUUAAUGAGUUCCAGAUGCCAGGCUUCCUUCUUUGCAUGUAUGUGCCUCGAUUUCAUAUAUUUCAUGUGUUUAUUUAUGAGGGACAGCAUUCCUACAUUUCAUAUAUGGCAGUUACUAUUUAAAAUGAGAAAUUUUAACUGCUCUGGAAAUUGAUAAAGAAUCUUUUAAAUUGAUAUGAAAUGUGUCUCUCAUUUCAAAAUGACUAGCCAUGCAAUCACUGAAUUCACAGAGCAAAUUACUGAACUUUCCCUUCAUAUAUUGAGAAAAUAUGGUGCUGAGUUACAUUUUAAAGAUAGUUAAGAAAUAAAAUAUUUGCACACAUAAUACAUUCUAAUGAUUUUUUGCUUUCUUUUCCUUUUUGAUCUCCAAAGCCUAUUUUUAAAAGUACAAUGUCUGUACAUUGAACAUUGUUACUCACUAUUAAUUAAAUCUAGGCAUCAAGAGAAAUUUGACAUCUUCUAGAAAUUGUUCAUACUUAUGGAUUUACAGGAAGAGAACUGGUUUUAUUAAAAUAUAGUCCAGCUGUGGCUCCAAACUAUCAUGGAUUGUAACUCCAUGGAUUAGAAGAAAUUGAUUAGUCUUAUAUUUUGGCUUAGAUCUAAAGUAUAAAAUAUAAGAGCAUAGUAGUUCCACUGAAUUAAAAUGAACCAACUCAAGUUUUUAUUUUAAAAAACUCCAGUAUUUUAUGGGGAAAUAAAAAAAUGAAACAAAUUCUUAAAAUAGAAAGAGGAAAAAUGCAAACGACAGAUGAUCAGACUUUGAAAGAUGAAGUUCAUGUCCAUUUCCUUCUUUACUACCAGAAGUAAUGAUCUUUUAAGUCAGCAAAUGUAUAAUUUAUGAUAAAGAACUAUCUCCAAAAUCAGCUACAGAAAAUAAAUGACCAAUAUGCUGAUAAGAUUUUUGUUAAGGUGCUACCCACUUUUUUUUUUUUAAGACAGGGUCUAACUCUGUCACCCGGUGCAGUGUCAUGAUCUCAACUCACUGCAGCCUUGACCUCAAGGGCUCAGGUGGUCCUCCCACCUCAGCCUUCUGAGUAGCUGGGACUACAGGCACAUACCACCACGUCUGGCUAAUUUUUGUAGAGACAGGGUUUGGCCAUGUUGCCCAGGCUGGUCUCAAGCUCCUGAGCUCAAGAAAUUCAUCCACCCCCGCCUCCCAAACUGCUGGGAUUACAGGCAUGAGCCACCACACCAGGCCAUGGUGCUGCAUACUUUUACUGUCAAUAGCAGAGGGUCAAAGUUGCUGAAUGCUUAAGUAAGCACAUCUUGAGUCUUGGUUACUUAGCAUAUGGUUUCGGGUCCUCUUGAAAACUAUUCUACUUCCUUAAGUAAAGCUUGUUUUUCCUAUUUGUGUAUGUGUAUUUAUCUCAAUUACAUAAAGGUGCUAACUCAUUCAUUUUCCACACCCACAAAGUAGGAUGGAAAUUUAAAGCAGUUAUCUGAUAAAUGGAGGCAAGAUUAGUGGAUUUUUUUCCCUGAAAGUAUUCCUUGAAGUUAAAAAACAAAAAUUGAAGUUAUAGGAUUUGUUCCCGAACUCCUCAGAUACUCACCUCAGACUUGCUCCGUGUGUGUUUUUGUUUAAGUGCAUAUCUAUGAUAACAACUCUAGGGUUCUCUGAAAGAAGAUUCAGAGCAAUUCUAAGAAGACUUCAGAUCAUUUAUGAGGAUGGAGCAAUCAAAGGAGAAUGCUGGUGACCUUGUUGCAGAUGUGGGUUGUCCCCUUAUAUUUCACGAUAAAAUUAUACUGGUGGCGGUUUCUGUCUAUGUGGGGGAUGUUCUCCGUUAUUACCAGUUACAUCCUCUUCAGAGCUACCCGAAAACCCCUCUCAGGAAGGACACCACGAUUGGUCUACAAAUGGUUUCUUUUGAUCUACAAACUCAGCUAUGCAUUUGGUGUUGUGGGUUACUUGGCGAUCAUGUUUACAAUGUGUGGAUUCAAUCUGUUUUUCAAAAUCAAAGCUAGAGAUUCCAUGGAUUUUGGCAUUGUGUCUUUGUUCUACGGCCUCUACUAUGGAGUAAUGGGGAGAGACUUUGCCGAGAUCUGCUCAGACUACAUGGCUUCCACUAUAGGGUUCUACAGUGUCAGCCGGUUGCCUACAAGGAGCUUAUCGGACAAUAUCUGUGCAGUCUGUGGGCAGAAGAUCAUUGUGGAGCUUGAUGAAGAAGGGCUCAUUGAAAACACCUACCAGCUUUCCUGUAAUCAUGUCUUUCAUGAAUUCUGCAUCCGAGGUUGGUGUAUCGUUGGGAAAAAGCAGACUUGCCCUUACUGCAAAGAGAAAGUUGAUUUGAAGAGGAUGAUCAGUAAUCCCUGGGAGCGCACACAUUUUCUGUAUGGACAAAUCCUGGAUUGGCUUCGUUAUUUGGUGGCCUGGCAACCUGUGGUGAUAGGAAUAGUUCAAGGCAUUAUCUAUUCACUAGGGCUGGAAUAGGACAGCAGACCCCAGAAGCAACAUACUGCAUGGUUGAAAUCCUUGGUCCAACAUUUAAUAUUAAUUUUUUUAAUUUUAGAGAUGAUCCCAAGUGUUUAGAAAACUAAGUAAACUUUGUUGUCAAGCAAUUUGUCCAUGUGGAAAGAAUUUAAAGAGAAGCUGAACAAUGGAAUAAACAAAUAAAGCAUGUUUUUUCAUCUUUCCCAUUA
Molecule: messenger RNA, 14099 nt
Organism: Homo sapiens (human)
Lineage: Eukaryota; Metazoa; Chordata; Mammalia; Primates; Hominidae
Gene: RNF175
Product: ring finger protein 175
Exons: 7
Coding region: 13147-13890 (247 amino acids)
Cellular component (GO): membrane
Molecular function (GO): metal ion binding
Source: RefSeq, a predicted model, not a curated record